AUGAGGAAAGAAAAAAAAAUGAACAAUGGAGAAGACGGAAAUAUCUAUAUGUAUUCAGAUUUGUUUACCUCAAAUUUAAGUGAUAACGAAAAUGAAGAUAAAUAUGAAAAAGAUAAAAAAGAUAAAAAAAAAAACAAAAGUGUAGUUUAUACAGAUGAUGGUUAUUUACAACAUGGAGAAAAUGAAUAUAGUAAACUUAGAGCAGAAAAUUCAACAAUAUUAAAUAAUUAUUUUCAUAAUGAAAAUAUAAAACCUUCAGAACAUGAUAAAAAUGCUUAUGUAGCUUGGGAUGAUAUGAUUAUAUUUCCUGUUGAUAAAAAAUAUUCCCUCAAACUAUUUGAAGGGGAAUUGUCUGAAAAUAAACACACAAUCAAGUUGAGAAAACCAGGAUUUUAUUGUAUCGCCUUGGAGAAUAACAAUGAUGGAAAAUGGGAUACCAUAUAUUUCGGCUUCUCAAAAAUACAAAUAGAACUAAGUUACAAAUUGAUAUCAAAAAAUGAUUUACCAAAUGCAGAAGGGAAAGAAAGAGAAAAUACAAACAAUGAUCGGAUAUCUAAUUUUGGAAAAAAUAAGCAAAGCCCAAAUGAAGAUAAUAAUAAAAGUAUAGUAGAAGAAAUGAAUUCAAUUUCAGAUGCAAGUGAUCAUAUUAAUGAUAUGUAUAAAUAUACUUAUGAAGAAUCGGAAGAUAUGCAUGAUGAAAAAGUACCAGAUACUAUAAGAGGACGAAGUAAUAGUGUGAUUAAUAAUAAAAAUAAAUUAAAAAAUAAAAAUACAAAUUAUCACAAGCCUAUGACGAAAAAUAGAUAUAAUUCUAAAUUAUCUCUUGAUCAUCAUAACACUAUAGAAACAUUUAGAUGCACUUUUAAUAAUGAAAAUAAAAUUAGAGUCGGAUCCAAUGCAAAAAAAUAUAUAUAUAUAUAUAGUAAAGAUGCAGAUACAUAUUUAGAUAUAUUUGUUCGUACCCAUAUGGCUCUAGGAAUGUGCAUUAUGUGUAAAUACUCUUUGCUUUACUGUGGAAAAAAUAACAAAAUUCCUGAUGAUCCCUAUGUCCCAUUUAGGAGACCAGUAUCUAUUUUAUCUCUUGACAGUGGAGGGGUUUUGGCAACAUCAUCACUUAUCGUUUUGACUCGAAUUGAAAAUGAGUUGAGAAAAGAACUUGGAAAUGAUAAUGUAAAUAUAAUGGAUUGUUUUGAUAUGGUUUGCGGAACAAGUGCCGGAGGAUUGAUAAGCUUAGGAUUAUUGGGAGGUUAUUCUUUACAAGAUAUUUCAGUCUUAUUACCUGAUAUUAUGGAAAAAACAUUUGAAGGAAAUCGAAAUAUAAUAUCAGGCAUAUUUUUCGAAGGAUAUGAUAUUAAUAAUGUGAAAAAUUUAUUUAUGGAGCAUAUUGGAAAUACGUUUUUAGCUUCACAUAAAAAUUUAUAUUGUUUUGUGACAGCAACAGAUGUGAAACAUAAUCCAUAUAAACUAUUUUUAUUAAGAAAUUAUACACAUAAAUAUAAUGCUAUAAAUGGGGAAUCAUAUGCAGGGUUAAAUCAAAUGCCAUUAUGGCUAGCUGCAUGGGCAACGGCAUCUGCUCCGACAUAUUUAAAAGGCCCAAAUGAAGAUGAUUUUAAACAAUAUGGUUUUAAUAUAAAGCCAGAAAUACAUUUAGUUGAUGGUGCAUUAAAAGCAAGUAACCCAGCAUUAAUUGCAUUAGAAGAAUGUGCAAGAUUAAACAAUAAAGCUUUACCAAAUUUUAUACAUGAUGAUUUAGAUACUCUAGUAUCUAUUGGAACUGGACAUUCCCCUAUGAAAUUGACUAAAUCGGGCAAUGAUAGUACUAAAACUGCAUCUACCUUUGAAAUAUUAAUUAAUUCAACUCAUUUAUUAACACGAGCUACCGACACACAUAGAGAAGUAUUACAUUGGCUUUCUGAAAAAGAAAAUACAUAUUUUCGAUUUAAUGUACCAUAUAUAGGAGAUAUUAAUAUAGAUAGUCGGAAUACGGAUGAUUUUGAUUUCAUUUCUAAAUCUACACUUGAUUAUUUAACUGAUGAAAAAUAUUAUGACAUUAAAUGUUUAGUUCGUAAGCUAGCUAAUAAUUAUAUUCGAUCCCGAUAUACUUAG
Molecule: messenger RNA, 2106 nt
Organism: Plasmodium vinckei vinckei
Lineage: Eukaryota; Apicomplexa; Aconoidasida; Haemosporida; Plasmodiidae
Product: phospholipase A2, putative
Exons: 3
Coding region: 1-2106 (701 amino acids)
Biological process (GO): fatty acid metabolic process
Cellular component (GO): membrane
Molecular function (GO): glycerophospholipase activity
Source: RefSeq, a predicted model, not a curated record